AUGUCUUGUUCCACUCUUCAAGAAGAAGUUUCUGGUUGUGGUGUUGCUUAUUGGGUUAUGGCGGCUGUAAGGAGAGCUAUUGAGAAGGUCAUGGAAUGGGAAGCUCUGUCAUCGAUCAUCAUGUUAGUUUACCCAAAUGUCAAAACAUUUAAGGAUGUAAAGGGUUGUGAUGGUGCAAAACAAGAGCUUGAAGAAGUGGUAGAAUAUCUAAAAAGACCCAUUAAAGUUUACCCGUCUUGGAGGAAAGUUGCCAAGGGUGGAAUUCUUCUUACAGGGGCACCUGGUACUGGAAAGACAUUGCUGGCUAAAUUACCUUCAACCGAUGAAACAUUAGUGAGCAAGAAACAGUUAUUAGCUAGUCUUGAUGUAUGUAUGAGAAGAAGAGUCGCUGAAAAACUCAUAUUCGGCCUGGACCAUAUCACCACUGAAGCAAGUAGCGAUGUGUCUCAGGCCAUAGAACUUGCUCAAUAUAAUGGUAAAUCUCAUGCUAUAACCUUCAUAUGA
Messenger RNA from Brassica napus (rape), 504 nucleotides. RefSeq names its product ATP-dependent zinc metalloprotease FTSH 11, chloroplastic/mitochondrial-like. Gene Ontology annotation, cellular component: chloroplast thylakoid. Gene Ontology annotation, molecular function: ATP-dependent peptidase activity; ATP binding; metalloendopeptidase activity. Bases 1 to 504 code for a protein of 167 amino acids. Lineage: Eukaryota; Viridiplantae; Streptophyta; Magnoliopsida; Brassicales; Brassicaceae. The record is from RefSeq and is a predicted model, not a curated record. The transcript has 4 exons. Gene Ontology annotation, biological process: proteolysis.